Messenger RNA from Nematostella vectensis (starlet sea anemone), 3334 nucleotides. Its product is annotated as repetitive organellar protein. Gene Ontology annotation, cellular component: cytoplasm. The transcript has 21 exons. The record is from RefSeq and is a predicted model, not a curated record. NCBI's taxonomy places the organism in Eukaryota, Metazoa, Cnidaria, Anthozoa, Actiniaria, Edwardsiidae. Bases 571 to 2370 code for a protein of 599 amino acids.
ACGUAGGGAAUUAGCGCAGGGAUACUGGGUGGUGGGAAUUCUCAUACUUUGUGUUUUCACAGAAAACAGGUUAUAGUGUCCUGAUUAUGAAUUUUUCUUUGUGUUCUCCCUUGAAUUUUUAAAUUGGUUAACAAAUCUGUGUGUUUUUUUUUUUUCAUUAUUAUUUAUAUUUAGAUUACCUAUUUUUAUUGUGACGAAAAACAUAAUGUUAGAAAAGAAUACGAACCUAACGUUGUCAUAGUAACUCCGCUGGCCAUUUUGCCACACUUCGACGCUUUGCACGUAACAUAGCAAUAGAUUCCCUCCAGUGGUAACCAACUUUUACUCAACUUAUAAAAUUUAUUUACAAUGCCUCAACCAGCGGAUGAAAGAGUAAUCCCUUACUUAUACGGGUUAGAUUGAGGUGAAAUCCAAGGCUUUCUGGAAAACAAUAUCGGACUGGAUGAAACGCAUUAUCUAUGGUCACAAACUUCGACACUCGAAUGGCUUUCUUCAAUCCGUUUGUAUUGUUUAGAUGACUCUGUUAUUAAGAUUAUAAACUUUAAAGAUGUGGUUUCCUGACGUUUAAUAAUGAGUGACACGCCGUUAGAGACUAUAUGUAUUACGGGUUCGAGGCCGCCGUUCAAAAAACCAGCCUGGGUAAUAGGACAAGUCGGCGACGAGACAAGUCGAUCCCGAGUACAGACGGCCCCGGGACGAACGAGAAAUGAGGACGAACGAUCGCCCCGAUACGCCAGACCAAAGUCAACUCCUUCUCGACAACUCGACGUCAGUUUGAACAAUGCAGCAGCAAGGUGUUUUAGAUUUUCACAAGUGCAUAGCGCAAAACGAAGAAAGUCCCUUGAGGGUGAGGCCCCGAUGAGUACUGUUGUCCUCUCUCCUGGGUAUGUCCUCUCAAGAUCAAAAGAGAAAAUCAAUGUUACUAUCAAGACAGAUGACUUUUUCACAGAAAACCAGUCAUCAAGACACAGAAAAAAUCUAAAGUGUGGUUUAAGUGAUGACUCUCUUGUCAACCUUCACCACCAAAACCCUUCUCCACUUUCUUCUCUUCAUGAUGAAAAUGCCUCCACCUCUAAGCUUUCUACUUUUUCUUCUGAUGUAAACAAAAGAACAAAGCCUCCUGAUGAAAAGGACAUAAAGAUUAGCCAACUGCAACAGCAAAUAAAUGAUCUGAUCAUGUUCCUUGAAGAAGAAAGACUAAACCACAAGAGCAAUAUACGGAAGACUGCAGAAAAUCACCAUCGACAUAUUGAGAAGAUUCAUGAAGAGCACCAUGAACACAUCGGUUCCAUUGAGCAGGAUCAUGAGGAUGAAAUCAAUAAGAUGAAAGAGUCCUUUGAUAGAAGGCUAGAGGAGGAAUGCUCCAGGGCAGAGGCUGAUAAAGUGCAACUGAGAACUGAAAUGGAAUUUUUACAAGGCGCAUUCGAGUCCUAUAAGGAAACUGUGGCAUCUGAGAUGGAUUACAAGUGGCAGAGAAGAGAGAAUGAACUCAAACAUGAGCAUAAAAUGUCUACGGAAGAAGCCCUUGGUCAGCAAAGAAAAGAGCUGAUCCAUGAGAAAAACAAAGAGCUGGAUGGAUUGAACAAGGAGCAUCAGCGACAGAUUGAGACCAUCGUGGAACAGCAUGGCAAAGAGAUAGAUCGCUUGAUGGAAAAGUUCGCAGAAUGUGUGCAGGACUCUGAGAACCUCAAGAAAGUACUUACAGAAAUGCAGGUUAUGACAAAGGAGAAUGCAAGUCUCAAGGAAAAGCUGAAAAGCACAUCUGAUAAGCUGCGCAAGACCACCGUGGAGCUGGAGGACAAGAAAGUCAAGCUGGCAGGCUAUGAAGAACACUUUGCAGAAAAGGUUGCUGAAGUAGAUAACAAGUAUUCUAACCGUAUUCACGGUUUGAUGUCAGACAACACAGAUCUAAGACGACACUAUGUGAAGAAGUGUGAGGAAGUCAUCCGACUGCAAUCCCACCGUGACAUUCAAGAGGGGGAAAGUUUGCGGAGCGCAAAGGACACGAUGCAAGCCGUUAUCAAAGCGCGAACAAGAAGCAACGUCAGCCUUACUGUACUGCGAGUCAGUGGUCAACAUUCGCAACCUCAGCACUCAACGUCAAGGGUAACUAAGCGACGGUCCAGCCUACCGAUCACAGAACAGGAAAUCGCUAUUGCAGUACAAGACACUUCUGCGAUCAGCACAGAAACUACACAGACUUCAGACGUUGACUUUUCUAGGCCUUCCGCAAACCAUAUGCGACCGCAUACUUCACAGCACAUAAGACACGCGACGACACCACGACACGCUGCCAGAGAAAGCUUUCUCCCGACUCCCGUCAACAUAUCUGAGCAAGGACUUCAGAGGCUAAAGAUUGACAAUGGGUAACAUCUGUCUUAGCUAUAUUAUGCCGGAGAAUGCUUGCUCCCGACUCCCGUAAACAUAUCUGAGCAAGGACUGCAGAGGCUAAAGAUUGGCAAUGGGUAAACUCAAGGGCACCCAACGACGAAAAUUUCACAACCGGCCUAAUGAGUUAAGAUACCGUUUUUAUUCGUUUGCAGCCAUUUUUUAUACAGUAUAGAGCUUUCCUAGAUAUUUUCUAUCUGUUCGGAUUUGCUAGGCGAAAUUACAGCCAUCCGAAAAACCUAGUUACUCAUCCCGAGGCAUCCGGAACUCCUAGCGAUUCUAAGAUCCUUAAGCGAAAUUUCUAGGUAAUGUCCCUUGUAUACUCGCUCCCGAAAAUACUAGGGUUCAUUUUUUUAGCAUGUCGGACGUAAAAAUCUCCCAAAACUUGUGAUGGUGGUAACAAAAGCAACUCCGAAAAAACAUAGGUGAUCCAGCUCUCUUUCCGAGAAACAUAGGUGAUCUAGAAAUACAAAUUCCGAAAAAAGUAGACAUUUCUAGGCCGACCCCGAAAUCCGGUAGGUGACCUUGCUUCCGAACAGAUAUUUGACCGAAAAUGGUCGUUGGGUGCCCUUGGUAACUAUCUGUUCUAGCUAUAUUAUACCAAAGAAUGCUUGCUCCCGACCCCCGUGAAUGACCAGAGCAAGGACUGUAGAGAUUGACAAUAUCGAACUAUCUGGCCUAGCUACUAUGCCAAAGAAUGCUUUCCAGUCCCGACUCCAAUAAAUAUAUCUGAGAAAGGAUAUUUAAUUCCAAACAUCUCAGAACUGCGUUUUUCUAUCGCAAUGCGCGUGUUUUCAAAUAUGACGUUUUUAGAAGUAUGUAAAGAAGUAAAGAUAUUUGGUUUUUAAAAGAUAGUAUAUUUGUAAGAAAAAGCUAUAUUACCAACACAUUCGUGGAUAUAAAGUUCUUUACCGAUUCCAGGAAAAUAAAGUUUGUUUCCUUUCAA